Molecule: messenger RNA, 777 nt
Organism: Dichomitus squalens LYAD-421 SS1
Lineage: Eukaryota; Fungi; Basidiomycota; Agaricomycetes; Polyporales; Polyporaceae
Exons: 6
Coding region: 1-777 (258 amino acids)
Biological process (GO): exonucleolytic trimming to generate mature 3'-end of 5.8S rRNA from tricistronic rRNA transcript (SSU-rRNA, 5.8S rRNA, LSU-rRNA)
Molecular function (GO): nucleic acid binding; 3'-5'-RNA exonuclease activity
Source: RefSeq, a predicted model, not a curated record
AUGGGCAAACGUCUAAAGCAGGUAUAUGAUGCCUUCCUCGUGUUGGACGUGGAGGCGACCUGCGUUGAGGGAUCAGACUUUGCAUAUCCGAACGAAAUCAUCGAAUGGCCCGUGUGCCUGCUACGGUGGAAGGAUGCGAACGUGAAAGGCAAGACGCGCGAGCUCGAGAUUGUCGCGGAGUUCCGCAGCUUUGUGCGGCCCACAUGGCGGCCUCAGCUUUCGGAAUUCUGCCAAGCUCUAACAGGUAUAACGCAGGAGCAAGUGGACUCGGCGUCCACCUUUCCUGAGGUGCUGCAAGACUUCCGGAAGUUCCUUGAGGAGCACGAGCUCCUCGAUGAAGCCGGGCAUCGCCUAGCGCGAUUCUGCUUCUGCAGCGAUGGCCCAUACGACAUUCGAGACUUUGUGGUGAAGCAAUGUUUCAUCUCCAAGAUCCCAGUUCCGGCCUGGCUAAGUGGGGACGUCAUGGACGUACGCAGAGUAGUGGGGGAGUGGCAUGAUGCCAACACGGCAGCCGCAGUGGAACGGCGACAGGUUGGCGCAUUUCCUCUCCCCAGGAGAAUGACGUUCCCCAUACCCCGCCAGCUGCACGCGCUUGGCUUGGAACCGUUCGUGGGACGGCAGCACAGCGGCAUCGAUGACACCCGGAACAUCUGCAGACUUGUCAUCGAACUUGCUAGGCGUGGCUGGAGACUGGAGCCCAAUACCGCUAUCAAUCCCAAUCGACGAUGGCCCUGGAUGGGCAAGAGAGGGAAGGUUCUCGAAGAGUAUUAUUCUUAG